AUGGAUCUCGCAAGUCGUCAUCUUUUAGCGGAAUACGAUCUCGGCAAUCUUUUAUAUGAAGAUAAAGCACCUAUAGAUCCAAAAGAUGUCAACAAGGCAUUUAUUCGAAGCCUAACAUUAGAUUGCACUCAGCACUUCCUAAGGGAGUUUUGGAAGGCAAAAACCAACGACGGGAUAUUGGUUUCAGUUCUCCCUGAUCCCGUAUCCAGGCUUCCACGUGAAAAGCGAACUCCGAAAGCGAAAGAGUUAACUCGUUGGGAGAGAUUCGCCCAAAUGAAGGGUAUAAAGAAACGCAAAAAGUCUAGGAAAGUCUGGGACGAGGCUAGUCAGUCUUGGAAGCCCAGGUGGGGCAAGGAUCGUGUGGAUUCCGUGAAGGAUAAGUGGGUUCUCGAAGUUCCCGAUAACGCAGAUCCGUACGAGGACCAGUUUGAGAAGUUGUCAAGGGCUCGAAGUGAAAGAAGGGCUAAGAAUGAAUUUGCAAGAUUAAAGAACAUUGCCCGAACGGUGAAAAAGGGUCAAGCUCCUCCUCUCGGGGUUCUGACCGAAUCUGAGGCAUCUAAAAAUAUCCUCAGUCGGGCUCUGGAAAUCACCAAGCGCUCAGAUGCCUCUAUGGGCCUUUUUUCACAGGAAAUCAACGAACAAAAGAUUGCCAACAAAGCAGAAAAGAAGCAUUCAGUGAAAAACCGAGGUAAGAAGGGAAAGAAAGGUGGUCCCAGUCGUCACGCCAGGGGUGGAAAAGGUCGGGGUCGUCUUUCCAACAAAAAGUAA
Messenger RNA from Echinococcus granulosus, 768 nucleotides. RefSeq names its product Ribosome biogenesis regulatory protein. Bases 1 to 768 code for a protein of 255 amino acids. Lineage: Eukaryota; Metazoa; Platyhelminthes; Cestoda; Cyclophyllidea; Taeniidae. Gene Ontology annotation, biological process: endonucleolytic cleavage in ITS1 to separate SSU-rRNA from 5.8S rRNA and LSU-rRNA from tricistronic rRNA transcript (SSU-rRNA, 5.8S rRNA, LSU-rRNA); ribosomal large subunit export from nucleus; ribosome biogenesis. Gene Ontology annotation, molecular function: protein binding. Gene Ontology annotation, cellular component: nucleus; nucleolus; preribosome, large subunit precursor. The record is from RefSeq and is a predicted model, not a curated record. The transcript is spliced from 7 exons.